AUGGGUAAAUACUCGGAUAUUGUUCGAAUAUUGAAACCUGAAAUUACUCCAGUUGAGAACCAAGCAAAAUGUUUGAGCGAGACGGGGGCCGAGGGGAAGGCUGGCGAGGCCCUGGGAUCUUCAGAGGCAACGGAAGGCUUCUGCUCCCCUCUCCAGCACCGCCUCCUCCACCAGCGCCGCCACCACGACCUCCACCACCACGGACGCCAACACGUGGAGAAAGAAGUGCGUAUUCCUCGACAUACGCCUGGGCCUUAUACCAUCGAGUACGACCGUAGCUUCAUGGAAACACAUCUUACAAAUGAACAACGGUUACUCUGACAGUUUGUUGAACGAGAGAAUAAACCUGACGCAACACCAGCUCGCUCGACCUACACCACAUGUCUGGCUGGUGUCUGUGUGGGAUACA
Messenger RNA from Penaeus vannamei (Pacific white shrimp), 409 nucleotides. The record is from RefSeq and is a predicted model, not a curated record. NCBI's taxonomy places the organism in Eukaryota, Metazoa, Arthropoda, Malacostraca, Decapoda, Penaeidae.